Yamadazyma tenuis ATCC 10573 is the source of this 758-nucleotide messenger RNA. RefSeq lists its product as uncharacterized. NCBI's taxonomy places the organism in Eukaryota, Fungi, Ascomycota, Pichiomycetes, Serinales, Debaryomycetaceae. The record is from RefSeq and is a predicted model, not a curated record.
AUCACUGCUCCUCUUGUUACAUCCCUCAAUUCACACUAUGAGCAUCCAAAUGACCCUAGUUUUCACGUCUUUGUGCGUACAGAUGGCCAUACUCUUUGUAAUGGUAUUACCCCUCCCCCAUGUGUUCCGCCGCCGGAUCGUUUCAUUGAUUGAUGUUUUGCGCAGCCUGAGCAACUUCAAGAUUGGUGUCGGGUUCUAUUCAUUGAUUUUGGCCAUGCAGUUCGCCGACUGCUUACAGCGUCUACAGAAACUCGACUACAUGAAAACCCCGUAUUUUACGAUGUCUAACAUACCCGGUGGCCCUGUUGGUUUGACCAAUGAACAAUUGGCUUCUAAAUUUUACUCCCAGAGAAACCUUUAUAUCAGCGGUGCGGUGUUAUACUUGGAAUUGGCCAUUUACACGGUGGGCACUAUUCUCAAGAAGUUGGUGCUCAAGGAAGACAGGUUACGGGCCACCAACCUUACGCAGAAAUUUGGAUCCGAGCAGGAAGAAGAAGCCAAAUACAAGCAACUUCUCACCGUGAAAGAUCAAGAGAUUGCCAAAGUUAAAGCAGAACUUGAAACGUCGACGUAAGGGGAACAUUCUCCAGUGCGACCUAGUGCAUAAUAAGGUUAAGGUUUUUCGGCACUGAAACAAAGUGUACUAUUUGUGUUCAUGGAAGAUUCUGGCCUAUAUCCUAAAUUAAGGUUAGGUAGUGUAUUGAAAUCGUAACCUGCUUGGGCACAUAUAUAAGGUUCUCGUAUAUAUACAUUCGUGG